AUGUUUGACUGGGCAAAAGAUGUAAAUCUCUUUGGUAGAAAAUUAGCUUUGCAUGCUUUACAUGAAAAAAUUAACCUUAAAAAGGUAAAGGAAUUAGGUCUCUCUCCUGAGGACAAUGCUGUUUACAAACUCCUCACUGAUCUAUAUUCGGAGCAAGAAACAUCUAAUUCUCUCACCAAUUUUAAACCACCAAGUUGGUUUACUCCGAAUUUAAAGGAAUUUCCUUAUAUUGAUUUAUUUGUUCAGAUUUGUACAAAUGAAUUAGAAGGUCAAAUUCCUCAACAGUCAUACAUUCCCAAUCUAAAAAUAGAACGACAAGCAUUACAAGAAUUGUGCUCAGCAUCUGAGGUCAUAAUUAAAUCCUCCGAUAAAGGAGGAAACAUUGUCCUCAUGCAGAGGGACCAGUACAUAAACAUGUGUAUGCAACACUUAACAGAUGAAAGUGCUUAUCAGAUACUAAAAGCUGACCCUACCAAAAAGUUCCUCAUGGAACUACAGUCACUAGCACAGGGAGCCUUAACAGAUAAUACAAUCACUCAAAAUGAAUAUAGAUUUAUUGUGUCUUAG
Pelobates cultripes (western spadefoot toad) is the source of this 567-nucleotide messenger RNA. NCBI's taxonomy places the organism in Eukaryota, Metazoa, Chordata, Amphibia, Anura, Pelobatidae. The record is from the annotation of a GenBank genome assembly.